GGAUAUCACAAAUUCAUUCCGAGCGGAUGAGCUGAGCGGAGGGACCGGAAGAGAUACAAAGCAAGCACAGAGGAAAAGCUUCUUCCUCUUUCUCCAUCUGUUCGCUUCAUCACUAAUCCAUGGUCCCACUCUCCCCUUCUCCUCUCGGCUUCUCCUCCUCCUCCAUACCCACCACCAGCUUCCUCUUCUUCAGCAAGUGCAGAGCUACCCAUAUAUCCAAGAGAUUUGGGUUACCCGGUAAAGGGAUAGUGUGCGCGGGUGACCGAACGGGGGUGUCCUUCCGAGGCGGGGUCUUGAGGAGGGAGCUGGUGCUCUUGGGUCUGUCCUCUUCUUCCUCAGCGGCUCUCCUCUUCCCAUCUUCAGCAUCCAUUGCACAGGAAGAGCUGCAGAUGGCUUCACUUGUCGAUGAAAUAAAUGCCUAUACUUACUCAUACCCAACACAGCUGCCUUCUAAGAAGUUUACCUUCAAAUGGGUGGAAUCCAGAAAGCCAGAACGAUAUUCUUCUGCAGCACCUCUAUCUCCUGAUGCACGCCUGAGGAUUGUCUCCGAGCGAGUCGACAUAAUUGAUAACCUUGUCAUCUCUGUCUCGGUAGGUCCCCCGAAUUUCCAGAUUAUAAAAUCUAAGGAUAAAAGUACAUGGACUGCAAAAGAAGUUGCAGACUCUGUCUUAGCUGAUAAAUCUGCUCUGCGAGUGACUUCUAGUCAGCGAGUGGUGGAAAGUUCAGUGCUUGAUGCACAUUCUAACGAUGCAAACGGAGAGCCAUACUGGUACUAUGAAUAUCUCGUUCGCAAAUCCCCCACCAAGAUGGCCCAGGAACCAAACCUCUUCAGACACAAUGUUGCUUCAACAGCUGAGCGGGAUGGCUACUUGUACACACUUAAUGCUUCGACGCUCGGCAAGCAAUGGGACAAGAUGGGACCAUUCUUGGAAAAGACAGUAGCAUCUUUCCGCCUGCUCCCGCUGUCAGAGAACUACGUCCCUCCAUACAAGGAUCCAUGGAGAUUUUGGUGAUCGAAUUAGUAUGACAGUCUUCUCCUUUCCAGUUUGAGUAGACAGGUUCAAGGCAUUCUUCUUUGUCUAGAAUCUCUAUUUUUGAAUUUCCCAGAAGAAGCGAUUCAUGCUCAUCAUGUAGCUUCUAUUAGGAUGGAACAUUGGAAGUUCUACUCACGAUUGUUUUGUGUAAAUUAUCUUCUGUCUUGACACCCAAUUUCCCAUAAAUACGGAAAAUUGGAGAUUGCAGGCAAGAGAUAGGCCUCAAAUAUGAGAAAUCCAAUAGAGAUAAGGAAUUUGGCCCCUUAAUGCGGGAUUGUCGAUUCAGGGUAUUUGGCCCCUCAAUGCGAGGUUGUCGAUUCAGGUCA
Molecule: messenger RNA, 1360 nt
Organism: Punica granatum (pomegranate)
Lineage: Eukaryota; Viridiplantae; Streptophyta; Magnoliopsida; Myrtales; Lythraceae
Source: RefSeq, a predicted model, not a curated record